Molecule: messenger RNA, 462 nt
Organism: Octopus bimaculoides (California two-spot octopus)
Lineage: Eukaryota; Metazoa; Mollusca; Cephalopoda; Octopoda; Octopodidae
Source: RefSeq, a predicted model, not a curated record
AUGCAACACAGGAUCCUAUAUGAUAAGCCCACGAAGAGAGUGAUAAUUGGAAAGAAGAGCCAGCUGAUCACCACAUCAGCAGUGAGGAACACAGCUGGUGCUGCAAUAGGAGUAGGUCUUGUGUACAGUGCAAGAGCCAAUCUGUUAGUGAAGGAAACCAUGCAAGUCUCCCCGCAAGUGUUGAGGGUGACCUUAAAUGGAAACCCAAGGCUGACAGUCAUCUCAGCCUAUAGUCCAACCGAUGGGGACAGUGAUGCAAAUGCGGAAGAGUUCUAUGAGGAAGUGUGUAGAACUGUGAACACCACACCAGCUCAUAACAUCCUGCUUGUUCUGGGUGACCUCAAUACACAUCUGGGUAAGAAAAGCAGUGAAGAUCCUUGCUGGUACUUCCAUAACAACACUAACCAAAAUGAGGGACACCCUGCUGGAGGUGAACUUGAUGGCAACCAGCCCAUGGUUUGA